AUUGUUCAAAAACAAAUUCUUGUCAAGAUAAAACGCUUUGCAAUCAAAGCCGAAUAUCUCGUGUCUUUCAUAUUUCAUUACAUAUAUUUUAUCAUAUUUUGUACACAGUAUUUUUUACACAUUGCGAAAAUUCUCGUGCUGUAUUCUCAUCAACUCAAGUUAUCGAUCUGUGUAGAUACCAAUAUCCCAUGUGCGUGUAGAUCAGCAUCGCAAGAAUCGUUGUUGAUAAAUCGGGUCGUGCGAGCAGUCCGUUGAUUGAGUCUGAUUAAGCCGCGUACCUAUCAGUCCACGAACAAAAUGGGGAACGUGCAUGCCUAUUCCGCGCCGCCACCACCAAGCCCACCGCCACCCCAAAAGAAAAUCCUGCCGCCGUUGACCGAAGAGGUGGAAAACCCCGGACCUCUCGAGGAGAUCCACUCCAAAUGCAAAAAUAUAUUUCCGACAUGUUUCGAUGGGGCGCGUAUUAUGCUUACGCGGGGGCUGAGCAAUCACUUUCAAAUAUCGCACACAAUAAAUAUGAGCUCAGUAACACCGAGUGGGUACCGCUUUGGCGCUACCUAUGUUGGCACAAAGCAGCUAUCACCCAGUGAAGCAUACCCCAUAAUGCUGGGUGAUAUUGAUCCCACUGGUAAUUUGAAUGCAACCAUCAUCCAUCAACUUCGACCAGCGCUUCAGGCCAAAUUCGGCGCACAGGUACAAAAUGGCAAAUUUACUGUUGGUCAGCUUUCCAUGAAUUAUAAAGGCUGUGAUUAUACUGCCAGUAUGACUGUGGCUAAUCCAGAUAUUAUCAAUAGCUCUGGGGUGGUUGUUUUGCAUUAUCUCCAGGCUAUUACUAGUCGUUUGGCAUUAGGCACUGAAUUGGCAUACCAAAAAGGACCUUCUAUACCUGGUGGAGAAAUUGCUCUUCUUAGUCUUGCUGCAAAGUAUGCCACAGAUGACUACCAAUGUUCUGGAACAUUAGGAGUCUCUGGCAUUCAUUUGUGUUAUUAUCAGAAGGCCAGCAAACAACUACAAAUUGGUGUGGAACUUGAAGCCAACCAUAGGAUGCAAGAGGCCGUUGCAUCGAUAGGUUAUCAAGUAGACUUGCCGAAGAGCGAUGUGGUUUUCAAAGGCCAUGUUGAUUCAAAUUGGACUGUCGGCGCUGUUUUGGAGAAAAAAUUGAAUCCGCUGCCAUUCACACUUGCGUUGAGCGGACUGUUAAAUCACAACAAGGGUCACUUCCGUUUGGGUGUCGGAAUUAUUAUCGGAUAAGUCAUUGUGUGUGUCUUUUAGUAAAAAUAAGCUAGUUUAAACAUCAUAACUGAAACACGAAAUUGAACAUCCAGACGCAGAUGUACUGUAACUACUAUUAUAUCAUUCAUGACCAUGUUUUUGGUUUUCGAAGAUGAUUCCUACAAAUGCUAUGCAUUCUUAGUGCCACCUUUCUUUUGUACAUAACGACCAGCAGCUGCAAUAUUCAGGAAGAACUAAUUAAAAUGAAACGUAUUGAAGGUAAUGUGUUCGACUUGUAUAUAAUUAUAGAAAAAGCAAUUGUCCGACAAAUGUCGCCAAAUGGAAGUAUUUCCUCGUAAUUUGCAACCAAUGAUAACAAAAGCAUGUUUUUUGUUGAAAACGUUUUAUUUAAUUGUAUUAUUUUUGAGGGUGCCGCGCUGUCUGGACAACCUCUAGCGUGUUUACACUACCGUUUAACUAUAUUAUAAAGUGUAAAUAUGAGCUGGAUUAUAAUCAAAGUAUAAUUGAAGACGCGCAUCGCUACUGGUUAUUAAUAUGUGAAUCGCCAAGCAAAUCGGAAAUGUAAUGUGACUACUGUAACAAAGUGCUUUUUGUUUUUGGCGACUCUGAUAUCAAUAAGACAUUUAUCAGCUGACAUUUUACAAAUUUCGUUAAACGCAUUUUUUUCUGUUUGUUAGUAAACUGAACAAAUAAUUAGUUCGAAUGCAUUUAAAUAAUUAUAUAUAUAAGGAACAACAAAAAAUAUUACCAAAAGCGGAUUGUUUCACAAUUACCCAGUGUGAUGCAUAUUUUUCCAUCAUGAUUCAAUCAUAAAACAUCGUUUCACUCUUUAAAUUUGAUUAAAUAAAUUGUUGACAUAA
Molecule: messenger RNA, 2093 nt
Organism: Dalotia coriaria
Lineage: Eukaryota; Metazoa; Arthropoda; Insecta; Coleoptera; Staphylinidae
Gene: Tom40
Product: Translocase of outer membrane 40
Exons: 6
Coding region: 298-1251 (317 amino acids)
Biological process (GO): protein import into mitochondrial matrix
Cellular component (GO): mitochondrial outer membrane translocase complex; mitochondrial outer membrane
Molecular function (GO): transmembrane protein transporter activity
Source: RefSeq, a predicted model, not a curated record